CUGUUUUUAGAUUUUAAUUGCACAUUCAAAACCAGCGAGCUACCCAUGAUUCAUUGCGGCAGCAUCCCUGUGUACUUCUCUGGAUCUAAAACAUAAAUUACAGAAGCUAGCAGUGUUCAGUUGUAUGCUACACAGCUAGCUACUUUAGCUCGGGCUACUUAAACUGCAGUGUUGUGUGGUUUGUGUAUGUAACUCCGGCUCGCUGCCGUGUUACUGACAGUACUAUCUGCUGAGGGGUCUCUCCUCCUCUCACGCUCUCUGCUCCGUGUCUUCUUGACACACCUUUUGUUGUCUCGUCGAGCUGGAGUCAGCUAACGGCUGCUAGCGAGCAUCCCCCGCCGACCGCCCCACAGUGGAGAACACAAGUCGCGGGUAAAGAGUUGCCCUGAAGCCUGUGGGAGCCGACGCGUGACGGCCAACUACACACAAGGAUGAGUGCCGAUGAACGGAACCCAGCUGCAGUGGCUCAGCCGGUAGACGAUGCUCAAGGAGACGGACGGUGGAUGUCCCAGCACACAAGAUUUGUGCUGGAGUGUAAAGAUGGUGAGCCAGAAGUGCUUUUUGUGGGAGAUUCUAUGAUUCAGCUAAUGCAGCAGUUUGAGAUGUGGAGAGAGUUGUUCUCUCCUCUUCAUGCGCUCAACUUCGGCAUUGGAGGAGACACCACCUGCAACGUGCUGUGGAGGCUACAGAACGGAGAGCUGGAGAACAUCCAACCCAAGGUGGUGGUGUUGUGGGUAGGAACCAACAAUUACCAGCACACAGCAGAGCAAGUUGCAGGAGGGAUACUUGCUAUUGCGCAACUGCUCACAUCCUGCCUCCCAAAGGCAAAGAUAGUUGUCCUGGGUCUGCUGCCCCGGGGGGAGCGGCCCAACCCACUGAGGGUAAAGAAUGCUGCUGUUAACGAGUUCUUGCGGUCUUGGCUGCCACGUCUGGGCCGGGCUCAGUUUCUGGACGUGGGCAGGGAUUUUGUUCACUCUGAUGGAACCAUCGUCCCACAGGACAUGUUUGACUUCCUCCACCUGACGCCGUUAGGUUACCGCAAAGUGGCCAAGCCCCUCAGUUACCUUCUGCAUCAGAUGCUGGAUGAGACACCAGAGGAGAGGCGGGCAUCGCUGGUUUGAGGGCUGUCGUCGACAUCAACAUUUAUCCAGAGGCACAGCUCCACCCACUGCUGUGGGAGAAUUGGGGGAGGGGGGGGGGGGUGCCCCUGGUAUCUUGAGGAGGAAGGGCCCACUCACAGUGGAAGUAGUACCCCGAUGUGAGUGGGCCCAGGAGGGGUGUGGGAUGACCUCCAUGAGCGAAGGGUUGUUAUGGGGAGGUGAUAAGGAGGGAGAGACAGACCUCACUACAGACAUAGACACUGUGACCGCAGUAGUAAGCUCUAAUGCAAAAUUAUUCACCAAGGUCAGGCUACUCUGAACCAUAGACAGACAUACAGAGAUCAUAUCAGACUUUAUCUUGGCCUGUGGUAAAAAAUGAGCUCUUAUCUCUGUUCCCUUUUUCCACAGAGAAAUGAAACUAAACAGAGGAACACAAUCCAAUUUCUUCCCUUAUGUUUUGUUCGGUGUAUGCAAAACUGUAAGUUAGCAGUCUUGGUAUUAUAAUACGAGAAAUCCAGCACACAUCAAACAGUAGAAAUAACAUAAGAACAUAACCCAACAUUGUUUAAUGUUAUGAGUCUGGCCUGUUUACUAAAACGCAGAGGUUCCCAACCUGGUGGUCAGGCUGUCCUUAGAGAUGUCAAGAAAAUUCUUGAGGUGUCAAUUCUUUUUUUUUAUAUAUAUAUAUUUGUCCUUUGUUUUUACCUUUUUAAAUCAUGAUAACGUGGAUAUGUUCACCUCGUCAGGCUUUAAAAAAUCCAAUGAAAUUGGAGAUGUUCAAAUUACUGUUAGGGGGUCCACAAGUGAGUGGUUGGUAACCGAAACAGUACACAAAACAGUUUAAACAAAUUUACCAAUUCUUUAAAAUGGUCACUUUUGAAUUGAUGUGUAACUAUUUUAUUUUCUCCGCAAAUUGUUAAUCAAUGUAAAAUAGAUUAUAUUUGGAGAGACCACACACACACACACACAUACAGAUCACUACUUCAUCUCAUGUGACUUAAAAACCACAGCAGAACUAAAUGUUCACGUCAAACCUGAUGUCGGUGUUCACUGCAUGCAUGUUUUAAGGUGAGCCUCAGCUUCGGUGUUGAAAGUGGGCCGAUGCUUCAGUAUGUUAAAUGCAAUGUGCUUUAAUUAUUUAUGUACCUGAAUUGAGUGAAUGUCGGCCAAAAUCGUGUAUUCAUACAUAUCCAUCAGUGACGUUGCGCCAUGUCUCUACGUGGGUCUUCCAAACAACACUAAUCCUGUCACUUAAAUGCAGAGCUUCUAUUCAUAGAUUAACAUUUUACUACUUUUGUCCCAAAAAAUGGAUGACAUUAUUGAGUAGAAAAAAUAUCCUAACUUUAGGCCGUGAAAAUCUCAUGCUCCAGUGUAACAGCAUACUUGAUUUAAAUUUUAACAAAAGAGAAAGAAAUUCUGAAACAAACAAGUGGUUGUCACGUCAUCUUACAUUACUUUUCAUAUCACAAGCGAUACCUUAUGAAUACAGUUUGAUGUGUGACAUUCAUCUGUUUCUCCCCUUAAUAUGUCCAAAUGUUCAUAGUCCAACCCUCCCACCCGCUCUCUCUCUUUCUCUCUCUCGCCCUCCUCUCUGCUUGGAUAUACAGUAUUUUUUAUCAUAGAAACUCCUCUGCAUUCUGUUAAUCCCCCCCUCUUUAUUUCUGCCACUGGUUGUAAUCGUAGUGACUCCAGCCUCGCCACACUGCCACCUCACAUCUCCACCUUGUGUAACUAUUGAAUUAUUUUAAGGAGGAAAAGUGGGCUCUGAACAAAGUUAUAGUGAAUAUCGUCACGCUAAAGAGAAAUCACAGGUCAUGUAAAUAAAGUUUUUCGUCUGUGAGCUUCUUACCAUAGCUGUUCCUCCGUGGCUUCGGUUCUGUUGCCCGCGUCAAAUGCUACUUUUGUCUUAAGCUCUGCACAUUCACGUUCUGUGUAUAAUAUAAAUGGUGUAUGUGUGUGCCUUAUGUGUUUAUGGGGACAGUAUGUGUGCUCUUGGAUUGUGUAAGUUGGAUGUGCGAGUGUUAAGAAGCGACCCCACCGCUCCGGUUGUACAUAGGACGUGAGGCUUGAGAGAGUGAUGUGUUGAGAGGGUUUAGAUUGUGGGAGUCUGUGUUUUUUGGUGCAAUACACACUCUUUGCACUGUUUUGACUCGCUGUCACAUUAUUGUGUUAAAGCAUUCCAAUAAAAAAACAAAACAUAAUCUAA
Molecule: messenger RNA, 3306 nt
Organism: Platichthys flesus (European flounder)
Lineage: Eukaryota; Metazoa; Chordata; Actinopteri; Pleuronectiformes; Pleuronectidae
Gene: pafah1b2
Product: platelet-activating factor acetylhydrolase 1b, catalytic subunit 2
Exons: 6
Coding region: 432-1121 (229 amino acids)
Source: RefSeq, a predicted model, not a curated record